This is a messenger RNA of Oncorhynchus tshawytscha (Chinook salmon), 2867 nucleotides long. Its product is annotated as E3 ubiquitin-protein ligase RNF152. Gene Ontology annotation, cellular component: lysosome. Gene Ontology annotation, molecular function: ubiquitin protein ligase activity. The transcript has 2 exons. Bases 708 to 1349 code for a protein of 213 amino acids. NCBI's taxonomy places the organism in Eukaryota, Metazoa, Chordata, Actinopteri, Salmoniformes, Salmonidae. Gene Ontology annotation, biological process: positive regulation of autophagy; negative regulation of TORC1 signaling; protein polyubiquitination. The record is from RefSeq and is a predicted model, not a curated record.
GUCUUCGUUUGGUUGGUAGGAACAGGCACGCUGUAAACAACCACUCCGUGAAGUAGCCCACUCAAACUACAUCAAGGCGAAGCCAGCAUUUUUUAAAUCGCUGUCUAUCCAGUGUAGUCUAUACUCGUGCGGCUGAGACAGCCCAGGUACAGACAUAACAUAUCAAACAGACACUGAAGCCGAAUGUGGAUUGCUGCUGUACUUUCAGUAUAGAUGACACACAGCGGAUAUAUAAGAUGAACCACCAUGUGACCUUGAUCGUCCUGUGACAUCACAUCGACACUGAGACGGCGGGUGGGUGGAAGGACACACACGGUGGGACGCAGAGCAGAGCACAGAGAUGAGAGCACAAGAGAGGCUACAUACUUAAACAGCGCAGCUUUGCUGUGAGGAGGAUUCAAGCCCCUUGUAGAGGAUCUUGAUACCAUUUGGAUUUCUGCUAAUACAGUCAAAUAAUAAGAGACGUUCUUCUUUGUCAUCUUGGUUUGUGUUGCAGUAAUCAAAAACACCAGCAUUUUACAUCAAAGGGUCCCAAGCAUCUUUUCAUUUGUUUACGCAAGAGGAUAAGAGUUGAGCACGUUCUCGCCUUCUUCUGAAACUAGCCUUGUGAAGCCAGCCUAUUCUGUUUAUAGUAAGUGAAACGAAACGUGAGCGCAACGGUCAGUCUGCUCGGCUAUCAAGGACCCAUAAUAACAAUCCAUAACAAAAUGGAGACUCUGUCUCUCUCGCAGGACUCCAUCUUGGAGUGUCAGAUCUGUUUUAACUACUACAGCCCGCGGCGGAGGCCCAAGCUGCUGGACUGCAGACACACGUGCUGCUCCGUGUGCCUGACCCAGAUGAGGUCCAGCCAGAAAGAGAUCCGAUGCCCCUGGUGCCGCGGCGUCACCAAACUCCCCGCCGGCUUUUCCGUAUCCCAGCUCCCCGACGACCCCGACAUCAUCACCGUUAUUGCCAUUCCGCACGCCUCCGAGCACACGCCGGUCUUUAUCCGCCUACCUAGCAACGGCUGCUACAUGCUGCCCCUGCCUGUCGCCAAGGACAGGCCACUGUUACCCGGUGAACUGGGCUGCCGGUUCUUGCCAGGUGGCAGUGGGCAGCAGAAGGUGGAUGUGGCGGUGGUGGCUAUGCCUGAGUUGCAGCCCCUGGGUCUGGGGAUGAGUCUCGAAGGCCUGGAGGAGACAGAGAGAAGGGGAGUCGGGGGAGGUGGUGGUGGAGGGGGGAAGGGCUCCACGUGGUCCGGGGUGUGUACAGUAAUCCUGGUAGCCUGCGUCCUGCUCUUUCUCCUGGGAAUCGUGCUCCACAACAUGUCCUGUAUCUCUAAACGCUUUACUGUCAUCUCCUGCGGCUGAAGGGACGGGCCAGAAGGCAUGUCAAUUAACAUGCCUCUCCCACCCCCUACUGUGGCUCCACCCCUCCUCAGCCAGGACUAUGACGAGAAUAAGGGAUUUUACACAUAUCAGGGGUGGCCAAGGAAACUGCCGACAGACACACAGGGAGUGAGACAACCAGGACAACCACGAACAAACUAGGGAAAGAAUCUUGCCUCCAAUUGUUGACUUGGAGUUAUUCUGGAUACAAAUACUCUAUCCCUCUGAUUUGGGGUACCCUAUGGACCUGAGGACAAUGGUAAUUCACCAUGGCCGAUCUGUCCUGGUCUGUUUCUUUCUGUGGUCAAUAGAGUUACUUCAGUCAGUGAUCAUGUUGUUUAGCUAAGUGUCAGUACUGAGUACAUAUCUCCAGCUGGAGCUGCAAUAUACAGUGUUAGGACCUUUUGGCAGACCUGGGAUCAAAUACUUUAACAAUCUUUUCAAAACCUUUAAGGGAUUGCUUGAGUCUGUCUGGAGUGACAGGUGGGCAGGGUUUGGCGUUUUUGGGACUUUUCUAUUGGUUUAUUAAGCCAGGAAAUUUUAAACGGGCACAGAUGUAUUUUAAAUUGAUUUUUCAAGUAAUUGAAACCCAGAUCUGCUUCUAGGCUGCUUUUGUCUUUGCUGCGAUUUAGCAGUGUAUACAUUAACUAUGUACAGUCCACCAAGCCACCUUUGGCCAAGUGUUGCUCAUAAAGGGACUGCAUAAAGGGACUGAACAAUCAAUACUGGUGGUGGUGGUUCACUGUCCCAAAUGGCACCCUAUUCCUCAUAUAGUUCUCUAUUUUGACCAGGGCCUAUAGGGCUCUGGUCAAACAUAGUGCACUUGAAAAACAAGUAUUUCGCUGCAUCUUAGAUAACAUCUGCAAAUCUGUGUUUUUUUUAUUUGAUAUUGGGAAUAGGGUGCCAUUUGGGAAGCAAGCCUGUGUUUCUUAUUUUCUCAGAAUCACUCUAACGUUCUGAAAACAGUGUUUACUUACUGUUGCUCCAAUAUGUAAUGCAGUACUGUAUGUAUGUAUGUGUUUGUAUUUUGAUCAAUAAUGUGUUAAACACAAAAACAGGGAAAUAUGUGAUUGUGUGUUGUGCUAUAUACAUAUAAACCAGCCUAUAUUUGACAGAAAGCACACACUACAUGUAUUCAGUAGCCAGCCAGCCUAAAGUAAUAAUGAUUAAGUUACUGUUGAGUAUUACAAUUAAUUGCCUAACCCCGAUACCCUUCACUGAGAACAGAUGGUCAUUGCUUUUAAUAUUGAACUCUCUCUCUAAGUCCCAAAUGGCACCCUCUUCCCUAUAUAGUGCACUACUUUUGACCAGUCAAAGGUAGUGCACUAUAUAGGGAACGGGGUGCCAUUUAGGAUGCAUCCUAUGACUUUGACCUGGUUAUCACAGGUGCCCAUACACUCUCUCUCUACUAUCAAUCUCCCUUUAGGUUAAUACUAUAUUUGAUGUUUGUAUGGGGGGUGUUGGUUCACAGUGAGGUGGAGUGUGGUUAUUGGGAGGGGU